AUGUCUACAUCCCGCCCGCGAACCGACUCUGGGGGCACGGGAGAGCGCGCUGAGAAGACACACACAGCUCACCAUGAGCAUGCCGGGCUAGAUGGACAUCCUGUUGCGGCAUCUGCGGAGACCCCCGGCGCGAAACAGCAGACUACUGCUGAGAAGGUAUGGGAUGAAGAACCUGUUUCUGGUUCUAGCUCUGAUCCCACUUCGCAGGAGCAGGCGGCCCUCGAAGAACAGAAUCUCGAGGAAUACGAACAGCCAUAG
Molecule: messenger RNA, 258 nt
Organism: Anthostomella pinea
Lineage: Eukaryota; Fungi; Ascomycota; Sordariomycetes; Xylariales; Xylariaceae
Source: the annotation of a GenBank genome assembly